This is a messenger RNA of Lytechinus pictus (painted urchin), 9715 nucleotides long. RefSeq lists its product as uncharacterized. The record is from RefSeq and is a predicted model, not a curated record. Gene Ontology annotation, biological process: proteolysis. NCBI's taxonomy places the organism in Eukaryota, Metazoa, Echinodermata, Echinoidea, Temnopleuroida, Toxopneustidae. The coding region runs from base 610 to 7647 and encodes 2345 amino acids. The transcript has 39 exons. Gene Ontology annotation, molecular function: protein binding; serine-type endopeptidase activity.
CUGGAACUGUUGGCUGGCUUGCUGUUGGCUAGCUUAUUGUUGGCUGACUCUACUCCAGCAGACCCUACCGACCAGGAAACUGUCAUCGUAAGCUCUAGGGAGAGACCUCUGCCCCAUUUCUAUCGAGUCUACAAUGAAUAUGUUUGGAUUUCGCUUGAGACUCCAACAAGGUCAUUUUCUAUUUUCCAAGGUGUCCGUGCACUUGCCGAGGGUGUUAUAGACGAGAGAGGCCUAACUCAUCGUUUUGGCGUAGAGGAAGCUGUUUCUUACUUAGAUCGUCAGGUACCCAUCUCUACUAGCAUAGAGUGUCCAUUUGAUGAUUUUUGUGGAUGGCACCCAGACAGUUUAGAAGAUAACCUAGCCUGGAAUGUGUUCACAGGAAAUGAGCCUUCAACAUUCAUCGGUCCAUCUGCUGACCAUACUGGGCCCAGCGGAACAGGUGGGAGAUUCAUCUAUGCCGAAGCUUCUGGGCUGACAAAGACAUUCACAGCGACUCUCAUAAGCAGCAAGUUCCAAGGAAAGCUAAGCGCCCAGCCUCAGUGCUUCACCUUCUAUUACUAUUUAUCACAGCGCUUUUUUGACCGAGUCUUUGAUCUUAACGUGUUCUUGAUGCGGGAGGACUCGUCUGAACCGGAGACAGUGUGGUCCUUACCUGGACAGAUACGAAACAGAUGGAACAUUGGAGAAUUUACGCUAGGUGACGCAGGAUGGUUCGUCAUUGAGGCUGUGAUUAGCAAAACCAUUGCAUCUUUUGCAAAUCAAGCAGUUCUCAGUAUAGAUGAUAUCCAGCUUACCAGCUGUGUUUUGAACGGUAAUAUCCUGGAGGACAUCAGUAUCCUACCCGAUGACUUGGUCUACAUGAAGUCACCCGAUUAUCCAAACCCUUACCCAAAUGAAGUGUUUCAACUGUGGACUGUCACCACGCCGCAGGGUUACUGGGUUCGCUUUGAUAUCGAUGUCAUCAACAUCGAGGAAUCAUUUGACAUGCUAGCCAUCGGUACCGGCCACGAUUCGACCGAUGGAAACAGUAUCUUAGGGAGCUGGACUGGACGCCAUCUGUUGCAGAGUGUCACUGGGAUAUCGCCCCUUUGUCAAUACUGGGUGUCCUUUAAGAGUGAUCUAACCAUCAGGGAUCAGGGCUUCGUUAUUGUCAUUUACCCGUUGCAGUUUACAGAAUAUGCCAUCUCCUUGGAAACCGUGAGUCAAGUGAGCAUCAGCUCGCCCGACUUUCCUGCGACAUAUCCAACCAGUGAAAUCAUCCUCUGGAGUUUUACGGCACCACCCAAUCACGGACUCUACUUUCGCUUUUCAAAGUUUGAAAUUGAAGCUAAACGGGAUAUGGUUGUUGUUGGAACUGGAGAAUCGCCAAACAUGGGUACCCAACUGGAAGAGCUAUCUGGUUUUAUUACCCCAAGCGAAAUUGUCUCUGAUGAUAAUGCAGCUUGGAUCAUGUUUACAAUGGAUUUGGAAUCGGUUAAGGCAUCUGGGUUCUUUGUAGAAGUGCGAGCUGUUGAAAGGCUAGACUGUGAUGCGAGUAAUGCUUUCCAGUGCGGUAAUGGACUGUGCAUCCCGAUAACAGCUACAUGUGAUGGGAACUUUGACUGCACAGAUUUGACUGACGAACUUUGUCCUGUCUGUGUGGCUGUGCCAGCAAGUUGUACUCAGCUGUUACCUUACGACACAACAUUUUUCCCGAACCAACAUGCUACGAGCGCAGCAGAGGCAGACAGCAUUUUAGGAAAGGUAACGGCCAGCUGUGCUCAGGGAAGCAGGCUACUACAUGUAGCUGUAGCCUGCAACAUGCUGUUCCCUGAAUGCCCUCACCAUGGUCCUACACAACAGUCCUGCAAGUCAUCCUGUGUGACUGAGAAGGACCUAUGUGAAGCGAGCUACGUGACGGAACACGAAGAGGCGUGGCCGCUGGGCUGUGACUCCUUACCUGACGCCGAGGAAGAUAUUUAUGGCAGAUGCACAGGACCAGCUGGAGAUGUUCUAGAUACAUCAAUUUGUGGAACAAGGCCUGCUUACACCCCAUUUCAGACCCGUAUUGUGGGUGGAGUCGACGCACAGGAAGGGGAAUUCCCCUGGAUGGCGUAUCUCAACUCUGUAGACGUUGAUUCUUUCUGUGGAGCAACUCUCAUCUCAUCGGAAUGGGUGGUGACUUCUGCCCAUUGUGUCAGGGGUACAACCAAUAUCCUUCAAUCGGUCGUCAUUGGAGAUCUUCAGCUUUCUGUUGAUUCCGAGCAUCGUCUUGAAAUCUCCCCAGACGAGAUCUUUGUGCAUCCAGAAUACGACCCGACCACAUUGAAUGCCGAUAUCGCCUUGAUUAAGCUGUCGGAGCCUGUAUCUUUCACCGAGUAUGUGAGACCAGCGUGUCUCUCACGAGCAGUUGAGGAAGUCCGAGACUACAAGGCAUGCUUCAUUACUGGCUGGGGCCACACUGAGCAUGAGGAGCUGGACAAUCUACAGAAAGCGAUAGUGAGGUUGAUUGAAGUUAAUCGUUGCAAAGAGCUCCACAGUAUUCCUGAUGAUUUUGACUUGAAGAAUUUCAUUUGCGCUGGUUAUGAACGAGGUGGAAUAGACGCUUGUCAGCUUGAUGAUGGCGGUCCUCUUGUAUGUGAAGGGUUUGAUGGAAGGUGGCACUUGGCAGGUAUAACGAGUUCUAGUGACAGGUGUGCUGAUCCUGGCUUUCCAAGGUUUUACACCAGAGUGUCGUCUUUGCUCCCUUUCAUGGAGUCAAUCAUAUUAAGAAACCUGACUAAAAGUGUUAGUUUGGAUGACAAUGAACCAGUAGAAAUCACCAGCCCAGGUUUCCCCGACCCUUACACCGCCUUCGUUGAUAAGACAUGGUCCGUCAUCGCUCCCCCUGGUUACACCGUCAAAAUUGACAUUGCUGUCUUUGCUUUGGAGGAAGACGGGGAUGUCCUCAUCGUGUACGAGGGAGCAAUAGAUGAUGUUGGUAAACGGGAAGAGGUCCAGAGGCUGACAGGAUCCAAUCCACCGGCCAGUUUGACAUUGUUUUACCCACAUGUCUGGCUGCGGUUCAUCAGCAAUGCAGCUAUCCAGGAACAAGGAUUUCAGCUAAUCAUCAGCAGAGUCAAAGCAUUAGAUUGCAACAGUGAUGAUGUGUUCAAUUGUGUAAACGGUCGAUGUGUCCCAUCAAAUCUAGCCUGUGAUUUGUCCAACGAUUGCCUCGACUUUUCUGAUGAAGAAUAUUGCCCCCCAUGUGUGGAAGUGCCAGCGCCAUGCCAAGGACUAGUCUCUCACAGUCGGACUUACUUCCCAAAUGCACAUGCAGAGACUUUCGAACAGGCUCAGUCGCAACUUCAACUUGUUACAGAUAAUGCUGAUACUGGAUUAAUCGAUUGCCAUCCCGGUAUACUGAAGCUGAUGUGCAGUGCAUUCUUUCCUGAAUGCAUUCAUAAUGGAGCGACAAGGAGACCUUGCCUGCAUGACUGUCUCAUGAUUUCUGAUAUCUGUGGAGGGAUCUAUCACAACACCAUAGGGCAGUCGUGGCCAAUCAGCUGUUCCCGUUUUACAGAUUCACAGGAGGACAAUCAGGGUUCUUGUUUGGGUGGUCAUGGAGAUAUUUUCAACACUGCAGUUUGUGGCACCCGUCCGCAAUAUACUCCUGACCUGUUCAGAAUAGUGGGCGGGGUCGAUGCUGCAGAAGGGGAAUUCCCUUGGAUGGUCUAUCUUUGGGAUGACUUUUGGGGUAUUUUCUGCGGCGGUACUUUGAUAGAUUCUGAAUGGAUUGUUACAUCUGCUCGUUGUGUGUUUGGUAUUGAUAGGACUGUGGAUCGCAUCAUAUUGGGUGAUCUGCUUGCUACUUCCCCAUCCACGCAUCAUCUAAGCAUCAGCCCUGCCCAGAUCAUCCGCUUUCCAGAUUAUAACGUACAAACAGUCAAUAACUUGGAAAUAUUCAAUGGGGAUUUGGCUCUCAUCAGGUUAUCCGAGCCAGUCACCUUCACGGAUUACGUCCGACCUGCGUGUCUGGCGAAGUCAUCUGAGGAGAUUACGGACUACACGAGGUGCACUGUUAGUGGGUGGGGUAACACCGAAGAUACUUCAGACUCACUGGUAUUUGAAGAUCACUUGAAGAAAGCUGUCGUACAUAUUUUGCCAAAUGAGACCUGUGAAGCAUCUUAUCCUAAUAGCAUUACCAAUCUUAUGAUAUGUGCUGGAUAUGAACGCGGAGAAGUCGGUGUAUGUCGGGCAGACAGAGGUAGUCCAUUGGUAUGUGAAGGAUCGGACGGUAGGUGGCAUCUUGUAGGAGUGACAAGCUGGGGCGAUGGGUGCGCAAAACAGGGCAAACCAAGAGUCUAUUCUAGGAUCUCCCAGUUCUUACUGUACAUUGUGAAUGUCUUGGCAGAUAAUAGUGCUCCACUUCCAGCGCCACCUCCAUCUGAUGCUGUUGAACUCAGUCUCACCUUUGGAACUCUUUCUGUGAUAACAUCGGAAAAUUUUCCUAAUAACUACCCAGUGAAUUUUCAUCAAACAUGGGAGAUUACACCCCCACCUGACUCCCUUGUACUUUUCCGUUUCAUCGAGUUUGAUAUAGAAUCUCGGUAUGAUACCCUAUCUCUGUAUCGCGCGAACCUAUUUUCAGCUCCCCCAUUUAGGCAGUUCUCGGGCAACGAUAAACCAAGGGACUUUGAUUUGAGUGUAGAGACAAAACUUGUGAUACGAUUUGAGAGUGACCAAAUCGUUACUCGCAAGGGAUUCCACAUAACCCUCAAAGCCAUAGCCAAAGGAAUGGACACUACAGGCGUAUGUGGAAGAGAGAGUUGCUGUACUGAUAACGCAGAAAGCUGUGAUCGCGGUGACUGCUCCUGUGAUUUCCAGUGUUAUCAAUUUGGCGAUUGCUGCGAGCCUCUGGACAGUAUCUGCCCUGAAGCUGGGUCGAUUUUAGUUACGCUUGUGCCCUCGGAGACAACGACUAUUACUUCACCAAACUUCCCUGAAAACUAUCCUCUCAACGCCAAUGUUUUGUGGGUUAUCAACUCCCCUACCAACUUUCGUAUCACGGUCAAAGUCCUUGACUUCCAAGUGGAGGCUUUAUUUGACGUUCUCACAGUGUUUUCUGGUCGUGAGCAGAUCAUCAUUCAGAAUGGGAACUUCAAUAAUGACAUCAUGUCCACUGGGACGUUCAUGUGGAUGAGGUUUACUAGUGACAACUUUUUAUCAUUUUCUGGGUUCCGUCUUGAGCUGAGCCUGAUCAAUGAGGAUCAACUGUUCUUUUGUGAUAAUGCGGAGGUUAUCUCAAUAACAUCUACUUGCGAUGGCCGACCAGACUGUUCUAAAUCGGAAGAUGAAAAGGAUUGCAGUCCAUUCGAGUUGGAGGAAGGAGAAAGUGUGACGUUUCUGUCAAAUAUCAAUCCUGGUUUCUUUGAGGGUGUUGUUUCGAUUGAAUGGGUUGUCCGAGCAGUCAACCCCAACCAUGUCUUGGUAGUCAUGAUAGGAUCGCUUGAUUUGCGGUUUCACCAGGAUGCCAUCGCAUUCACGGCCGAGACCGGUGGGGAAGUAUUCACCUUGCAAGGGCGACGUUCCCUGGAUUCCCAUGAGGCUCCUGAUAAGGUCAUCACCAGCAGUGGUCUCCGGAUCACCGUCUACGUCAUCUCCAGGUUAUUUGAAUUCAUGGCAGAGGUGAUAGCUGUCCAUGAACCAGGGAUCAGCAUGUGUAAAGACAGUGACAGAGUGAUCAUUCCACAGAGGAUAUGUGAUGGUAUUGUGAACUGCCCAGGCUACGAUGAUGAAGAAAACUGUGGUCCUUUGCAAAGUAUUUUGCUGAACUUUGGAGAGACAGCUAGUAUUAAGAGUCCUGGAUACCCAAUGCUUUCUACGAGUCAACCUCUUCAAAUGAUAUGGACAGUACAAGUAGUUCCUCCAUCAAGGAUUUUGCUUCAUGUGCUGAGUAUCAACUUGGAGGCAUCUCACACUCUCACUAUUGGAACUGGACUAGAUGAUAGUGAUGAAACCAGUGUUUUAUUCAAGGUUAAAGGGAUCCUGUUCAAUGAAGAAUCAAACCUUGGAGAUAUAACCCCGCCAGUGAACUCAAUGUGGAUCCGCAUAGAGAGGUCCUUUUCAGAUGUACCAGCGAAGCUUGCCCUGUCUGCUGACGUAAAAGCAGUGUCUGCAGAAUCAUUGCAAUGCCCAACCUAUCAGCAUCCUUGUAGAGGUAUUUUCCAUGGCUGUUACAAUGAGACGAGCCGCUGUAACGGUAUCCAUGACUGCUUUGACGGAGCUGAUGAAGACUGCAAAUGCCCUGAUUUCCGAGAUUUAAGAUGCGGUCCAUUAAACAAAUGCGUGCCUCGUGAUGAGUUUUGCAAUUCUGAAAUACAUGAAGAUUGUGGAAUCGAUGAAGACGAAUGCACCUUUGUGUGUGAUAACGGUUUUGUGGUGAAUGAAAGAGUGGUCUGCGAUGGACAAAACGACUGUGGUGAUUUUUCAGAUGAACGCCAGGAUUGUGUUUGUACUGCGGAACAGUUUGACUGUGGAGAAAGGUGUAUUUCAGUGAAUAAUGUUUGUGAUGGAGACAUAAACUGUGCCAAUGGUGCUGAUGAAAAAGAUUGCAAAUCUAUGAGCUAUGAGUUCUUAUGUGAUAAUGACCAACCCGUGGCAUACUGGAAGCGUUGCAAUGGUGAGGUGGAUUGUGAUGAUGGAUCAGAUGAACUCAAAUGCAGAUUGUGUGAAGGGAAUUACUUCCAAUGCCGGGACUUUUCAAGAUGCUUAGCAAUGUCCUCUGUGUGUGACAAUGUGAAUGACUGUAGGGAUAUGAGCGAUGAGUUUAGUUGUCCUUGGUCUCCAACUGCACCAACAGCGCCACCUGUCGUUCUGCCACCUGAGACACCAUUACAGACAAGUGAAACACCGGCACUCAAAUUUACUCCGUACAAGGAUUGCGGGUUGCGUCCAGCUCUUGAUGUCCAUCGGGUCACUCAUGGUGAAGACGUGACGGGGCUUGGGGUAUGGCCGUGGCAGGUUGCCCUCUACAGGUCAAAUGAUGAUUUUGCCUGUGGAGGAUCUAUUUUAACGCCCUCAUGGAUCCUCACUGCAGCACACUGUGUGAGUACAAGUCGUUUUGCCUCGCACUCUAUCAAGGCGGGUUCCUUGGCCUACCCCAAAUUUGAGGAGGGUGGCCAAAUUCGAGACGUGGAGAGGGUUUUCAGGCAUGAACGUUAUAAUCGAUUCCUGUUGUCUAAUGAUAUCGCUCUCCUCAAGCUCGUUACUCCUCUGAACAUCACCAAUGAGGUGCAGCCUAUCUGUCUUCCACCAGCAGAUGAAUCUAUACCAAAGGCGGGAGAUUAUGUUACGGUCACAGGAUGGGGCAGCUUCUUCAAGAGAAAUGGUCGGAAACCUGAUCUGCUUCAAAAGGCCAGGCACCCUGUCACACCAAACAACUUCUGUGGUCAUUAUGCUCCCCUGAAUGUUCAACAAUCCAUGUUUUGUGGCAUGUAUCCAAACGGCCUUCAAUCAACCUGUACUGGAGACAGCGGCGGUCCAGCCGUACAGGAGAUGGACAAGCAUUGGUUUCUGGUGGGCCUCACAAGUUGGGUCGAGGAUUGUGGAGCACCUUAUACCCCUGAUGGAUACACUCGCGUAUCAAGCUUCAUUGACUGGAUUCAAGACAUCAUGACUGGAAAUUAAAAUUGUUACUAGUACUAUGCAGUUCAUUUCGUGAUUGAUUUGAUUUUGAUUUUUUCUUGAAGGAAUUUAUAUUAUACAUUUAUGUACCCAGUGAUUUUAUGAUGCGACAGCUGAAUAAGAAUUUCUUAUAGCAGUUCAUGUAUUUUGAAAGAUUUUUUUUAUAAAUAUGAUUAUGCUAUAUUGCUGUAGAAUGCUUAUAAAUUCCUGGUUAGAAAGAGUGCCGUAUUUAUACCUCGGUGAGUCAAAAACAGUAGUUUUAUUCAUUUUUAUUCAAACCACCUAUGUGUAUCUGGUACAAAACAUAAUAAAAACGGCCGUUUUUUACCCACUGUACGGCCACCAUACAAGAACUAUGACUGAGGUAUUACACUGCUGUAUUAUUGAUUAUUGAUAAUUAUAUGUCCUGUCUUUGAGAGUGAACACAUGGAGGAAAAGAAUAGUUUUACUCAGAAAAAAACAUUUCCAAAGAAAUAUGAAAGCUUGUUAAAAUUGUUAAUUUUCAUUGCCGAUGUCACUCGUUCAUUUUUUCCCUCCAUUGGGAAAAGUUUCCAAUAUCUGUCAUCCCCCGCCAUACCCACAUUUGUUGUUGGCCAGAUUGGGAAAUACUGGUGGUAUAUACUUGUGAGUACCACUUUGAUAAUCUUGAAGCAAAGUGGAAAUCAGUUGGAAAAGUAUGAAAAUACUGAAAAAUAUACUUCUUGAAUAUUUUCAGGUAUUGCACAGUUGUUCCUCAAGCAUUUCCUUGUACCUCGCUGUAUCUUAAGUUCUUUAAAGCAGUUACAAGUCUUUCCAAGUAUUUCGCACCUUGGGCGGGAGAUCCAAAAAAAAAUUGGAAAUUUCAAACCCCAUCAGCAUUGCCGCGCUCAAGGUGCAAACACUGCGCCUGCCAGUUGAAGCCACUGUGCAAAUCUCUUAAUCAAUUGAUGCACCUAUAAUCUAAUUUGUCUGCCAAGCAAGCUAGCUAGCAGCAUAUCCAAAAAAGUUAGAUGACAUUUUUCACAAGUUGUGACGUUUUUCCUUUAUCAUUUCUCAUGUGAUGUGAUGAGAAAUGAUACUGAGGUGGAAGGGAUAUAAAACAAAUAUGCAAUGACUCAUUCUCAAAACAUGCUAAAACUUUUCAUACGCAGGAACAUUAACAGUACUAUUAUCACACAAGCCGUUAAUCCGUGGGAGAAGGUAUUUGGUAUUCCGUCGAUAAGAAUAUUGUUAAACCUCAACUGUUAUUGAUUGUUUGUAUAAUAUACAAUAAGAUAAAGUAUAUUCAUUUAACAUUGAAUUAAUAACAAUGAUAGUCAUUUCUUUUGUAGCGCAUAACACAUUGUGAAUAACGUCUCUAUGCGCUUCCAAAGGACUUGGAUAUUAUUACCCUGGCUGUAGCUCAAGCAGCUUUUACGCGCUUGGCAUCUCAAGGAAUAAAUUCCUUAUAAUUAUAUUUGAUUAUGCUGCGUUGUUGUUGAUUGCUUAGAAAUGUUUGGUUAGAAAGUAAAUCUUUUUGCUUAACUGUGCAACUGGUGUUUAUUUGUAAGCUACACCAAAAGUAAAAUAUUUUACAUAUACAAAGUAAUGAAUAGUAAGUUUAUGAUUUUAAUUCAAUUUGAGCUGACCUGUGUUUAUCUGUUUUCCUAACUGCCUCCAGACAAAAACUUUAAGGGGGGCUUAUUUGGGGAUACAGUGCACUUCCAGAGUGCAAUACUAAAAUGGCAAGCAACCAGAUAUUAGAUUUAAAAAUGGUCUUUCAAAAUUAGGAUUCUAAAUGCAAUGAUGGAAAAAAGUUCGAUUGUUGUAAACAAAUUUAGGGAUUACAUCUAGCACUCCCAAGAACACAAUAAGUCAGAGUUUAUUUUUAAUAACUUGUUCAUCUUAUCCCCCCGCCCCUAUAUAGUGGUUAAAUAGGCAUGUGUCAUCUGCUUGAAUAUGUCUGUCAUAGAAAAAUUAGCAUAAAACCGUUUUUAUUUUUCUUGUUAUAGUCAUCAGUACUUAUUUGAAUUCUCAUUUAUGAAUGCAUGUAGUUUACUUGCUUGGCUUGAAAUAGAAAUAAAUCAAUAAUAAAUCAAUUAAAAUCAAUCAA